Messenger RNA from Paracoccidioides lutzii Pb01, 156 nucleotides. RefSeq lists its product as hypothetical. The record is from RefSeq and is a predicted model, not a curated record. Bases 1 to 156 code for a protein of 51 amino acids. The transcript has 2 exons.
AUGGCCCAGCAUCAGCCGGCCCACACAAAAGCUACCAACGCAAGAGGUGUCAAGAACCGCGUCAUCAAAAGCACAGAACCCUCCACUAUCACCAGUGGAGGAGGUGGACGUGGUGGCAGUUAUAGUGACGCUGGUGGAGUGGAUCCUUCAUGGUAG